This is a messenger RNA of Pelobates fuscus (common spadefoot toad), 1435 nucleotides long. It is a transcript of the gene NDUFAF2, whose product is annotated as NADH:ubiquinone oxidoreductase complex assembly factor 2. Gene Ontology annotation, cellular component: membrane; mitochondrion. Gene Ontology annotation, biological process: mitochondrial respiratory chain complex I assembly. NCBI's taxonomy places the organism in Eukaryota, Metazoa, Chordata, Amphibia, Anura, Pelobatidae. Bases 136 to 615 code for a protein of 159 amino acids. The record is from RefSeq and is a predicted model, not a curated record. The transcript has 4 exons.
GGUCCAUCCCAGUGAUGGGAGGUGUGUUCCUCUGUCCCUGAUAACCUUAUGUGCUCACACUCAGUCUGACUCCCUGGGCCUGUACUCUGUACUGUGUGUCUGUCAUCACCCUCCCCAGUUAACUCCCUGAGUGCCAUGGACAAGUUACGUAUCUUCUUGCAGAGGACACUGGGGAGAGUCAGGCAUCACGUGGGGACUGAUCAGUUUGGGAAUAAAUACUAUUACAUCCCUGAGCAGGCAACCUCGACAGGUCAAAGAACUCGAGCAAGAAGGACGGUUGACUGUGUAAAUAAAAAAGAAUUUGAAUAUGAGCUAGGCAACAUUCCUACUGAAUGGGAAGCCUGGAUCAGAGGUAAAAGAAAAGAUCCUCCAACAAUUGAGGAAAUUCUUAAAAAUGAAAAAGUUAGAGAAGAAAUGAAAAUGAAAUGUAAAGAAGCAUCACAGGACUCAGAAAAUAAAGUUGGAGCUUUAGAUCCGCCAGAAAAAACCCAAGUUAAAGGACAUGCCUCAGCAAAUGUAUUUGGCAGAACCACAAUCUCCGAAGAGCCAACCAGUACUGGAAACACAUUUACACCGGGAUCCUGGUCACCAGGACAAAAGGACCAAAAAAAGUGAUUAAAUUGAAAAAAAAAUAAAUAAAAUUGUCACUCCAUCCCUAAUUAGAUGUACAAAAAAGACAGAUUUGUAAAACAUUGUUUAUUCAAAGUUUUCACACGUAUUUCUAAUAAGGCAGAUGAAUUGCUUUGGAUCCAUUUUGACAGGUUAUAAACCCCUAAAAUUAUGCCGCCAUAUAAUUUACUUGGAUCCUCCUUGAUAGGAAUGGGCAUAUCAUAUUUUUUUAUAUUUUAUUUUAUUUUUAUUUUGUUUUAUUCCAAAAUUCUUCAAUGUCAUUACAUGACAAGAAUUACAUACAAUGUAAACUCUGGCGCCUAUAUAGAUAUACAAUCAGCAAGUGUUCUUGACACAGUGAGGUAAAUAGCAUUGUGACAGCGAGUAAUUGAGUGGUUUACAACUAGCAGCGACAGGUAUACCCAUCUGCAUUUUUAUUGUUGUAAAUGCAUUAUCACAUAUUUUCACUUUACCAUAUCAUUCAACAAUAAUGACAUAUUGAACGUAUACCAUUAAUACAAAUAGGAACCGUAACUGAAGGGUAUUUGUGGAUUAACAUAAAAAGCGGGGGGGAUGAGAAAUUGUCUGUAUUAGUCUAGUGGUCUCUGCUAAGUUCGAACAUUGCAUUCGUCACAAAAACAAUUAUUUAACUGGCAUUGUCUUACUCAGUGCAAUGGAGAAAUUAAAUAAAUAUUUUAAUGGUAAACCUAUUAAAAAUAAAGAAUGACUCACUGAAUUAAUUUUACAAUUAAAGGUAAGGGUUGCCAAGCUAAUGUAAUAGAUAGGCCGUUGAUUAAAUAAAGUAUAUUUUGCUUCAAGUAGAACA